CUUUAUUAUUUGCCUGACUUGUUCCAAGUCAAACACAUAUGGGUUUAUCAGGUUCCUCUCACUCCAAGGUAAAACAAGCCAGAAUCCUAAUACUGGGCUUGGAUGAUGCAGGAAAAUCAACUGUGCUGUAUAAAUUCAAGUUCAAGGAGCCUUUUAUAACUAUUCCAACUGUGGGCUUUAAUGUGGAGAUGAUUCACACGGAGAAGCACUUGCAGUUAACCAUGUGGGAUGUUGGAGGGCAGCAGAAACUCAGAUCCUUUUGGUGCCAUUACUUUGAAAACACAGAUGGACUUGUGUAUGUGGUUGACAGUAAUGACUCCAAACAUCUGGAUGAAUCUAAGAAAGAAUUUCAACAUGUCCUUCAGAAUGAGCUGAUUAAAGAUGUUCCUGUAGUUCUGCUGGCAAAUAAACAGGACCUCCCUGGAGCACUGAAUGCUGAGGAGAUAACACGUAAGUUUAAUAUGAAGAAGUACUGCUCAGACCGUGACUGGUAUGUACAGCCCUGCUGUGCGCAUACAGGACAAGGGCUGGCAGAGGGACUUAGUAAAGUGACUGAGUUUGUGAAGAACUGUAUGAAAUCAAAAGAAGAUUCCUUAACAUGUUCUAAGCAGAAUGUCCGACUCAAGACAUCUCGGAAAGUCUGACCCUGGCAAAGCUUUUGUGGGUAUCUUCAUAAAGACACUAGAAGCAAGCACCUUUUUUUUUCAAGAAAAGUCUUACGCAUGUCUUACUUGAAGAAAAUGAAGAAGGAAAUCUACUAAUAUUUAUUUACAGCUAUAUCAGUUGCUAUUAAAGAAUAUCUUGCUGAGAGACGAUACAGUAUUAAUCCUAUGUUUGUUUUCUUCUACUUGUUAUUUAUUAUCUUUAUUUUGUAAUUGUGCAAAACUUUACUCAGAACUUUUACCUAAUCCUAAGAAAAAUGCAAGAAUAAUGCUGUACAGAGUUCUUUUAUAGGGUGGCAUUAACAACUUAUUAAAAGAAGUAAUGAUAUAACUUAUUACAAAUGUAAUGUUUUUAGUCUGCCGUAAGUAUUAAUGCAGAUGUUUUCCAACUUUUUUUCCUCACUUUUAUUGUCUACCAUCUGAAGGUCAAAACCCAAUUUAACAAUGCUCCCCACUAAAGGUGGAAAGAAUCACUGUUUGGGAACCUUUGUGUCGUACUGUCUGAGACAAUUUUUAGAAUAUCUGGAGGACAAGGCGCAAGGAUCCAAAAUAAUUAGCCUAAAGAUCAGUUGAUCACAUUGCAAUGGGAUUACAGUAUGAUUAUCCAUUCAUUUGUAAAAUAAAGUAUGAAGGAACUCAUAGCAUUCACCACUUGUUGCUGUGCAGUCUCAUUUAUUUAGCCAGUGUUACCACAAUGAAAAUUGCUUUGGAGGGUUUUCUCCUUCCUUUGUCGAGUGGUGCACAUGUAAAGCGCAUAUGGUGCUCCCUAUACAUUUGUCAUUUAUUCUCAGUCUAGUUGGAAACAAUUGAUUGAUAUAAAACACUCAUGCUGUGUGUGAGAUCACUAGGGACUUAAUAACUGUGAUUUGUAGAAGGUCCAUUUUUGAGAAAAAUAAAUGUAUUUUUCAUUCUGCUGUGUUAGUGACAUAUACAUGUUUAUUAAUACUGUUCAUAAGUACAGCUUAAUUUCUAUUUUCUUAACUGACAAUGACAGUAAUACAUGAAAACAAAUGUUAUUUUGUGCACAAAAUUUACUCCAUAUUUACAUUAAUGAAUGUUUGAGAAUGUAUAUAUCUUUUCCCUUAAUUAUUGUAUUCUCCAUAGAACAACAGCUUUUAACUUGUAAACUUCAUUGCUUUGUUGCAUUACAGUUCACAUGAACUAAACAAUAAAAUGCUUGCUUUAUGUGAA
Messenger RNA from Xenopus tropicalis (tropical clawed frog), 1853 nucleotides. RefSeq names its product ARF like GTPase 14 (gene arl14). Gene Ontology annotation, biological process: establishment of cell polarity. The record is from RefSeq and is marked provisional. Lineage: Eukaryota; Metazoa; Chordata; Amphibia; Anura; Pipidae. Gene Ontology annotation, molecular function: GTP binding; GTPase activity.